Carlito syrichta (Philippine tarsier) is the source of this 3378-nucleotide messenger RNA. RefSeq names its product alanyl-tRNA synthetase (gene AARS1). The transcript is spliced from 21 exons. Gene Ontology annotation, molecular function: ATP binding; nucleic acid binding; amino acid binding. Lineage: Eukaryota; Metazoa; Chordata; Mammalia; Primates; Tarsiidae. Gene Ontology annotation, cellular component: cytoplasm; mitochondrion. The record is from RefSeq and is a predicted model, not a curated record. The coding region runs from base 119 to 3025 and encodes 968 amino acids. Gene Ontology annotation, biological process: alanyl-tRNA aminoacylation; tRNA modification.
UGGGGCUGGUGCAGCUACGCGUCUGCCGGAGCAGGUAACCUCUGGCUCCUCGGGGGGCGUUCUGAGGGAAGGGUUAGGGACGUCGACCCUAAGAGAGUUCUUUGGGGUGACUGUCAAGAUGGACUCAACCCUAACAGCAAGUGAAAUCCGGCAGCGAUUUAUAGAUUUCUUCAAGAGAAAUGAGCACACCUAUGUCCACUCAUCUGCCACCAUCCCACUGGAUGAUCCCACUUUGCUUUUUGCCAAUGCAGGCAUGAACCAGUUCAAACCCAUCUUCCUGAACACUAUUGACCCAUCUCACCCUAUGGCAAAGCUGAGCAGAGCUGCAAAUACCCAAAAGUGCAUCCGGGCAGGAGGCAAACACAAUGACUUGGACGAUGUGGGCAAGGAUGUCUAUCAUCACACUUUCUUUGAGAUGUUGGGCUCUUGGUCUUUUGGAGAUUACUUCAAGGAAUUGGCAUGCAAGAUGGCUCUGGAACUUCUCACCCAGGAGUUUGGCAUUCCAGUUGAAAGACUUUAUGUUACUUACUUUGGUGGGGAUGAGGCAGCUGGCUUAGAACCAGACCUGGAAUGCAAACAGAUCUGGCAAAAUUUGGGCCUGGAUGACACCAAAAUCCUCCCUGGCAACAUGAAGGAUAACUUCUGGGAGAUGGGUGACACAGGCCCAUGCGGACCCUGCAGUGAGAUCCACUAUGACCGGAUUGGGGGCCGAGAUGCUGCACACCUCGUCAACCAGGACGACCCCAAUGUGCUGGAGAUCUGGAACCUUGUAUUCAUCCAGUAUAACAGGGAAACUGAUGGUGUUCUGAAACCUCUCCCCAAGAAAAGCAUUGACACAGGGAUGGGCCUGGAGCGACUGGUGUCUGUGCUGCAGAAUAAGAUGUCCAACUAUGACACUGACCUUUUUGUUCCUUACUUUGAAGCCAUUCAGAAGGGCACAGGUGCCCGGCCAUACACUGGAAAAGUUGGUGCUGAUGAUGCUGAUGGGAUUGACAUGGCCUACCGGGUGCUGGCUGACCAUGCCCGGACCAUCACUGUGGCUCUGGCUGAUGGCGGCCGGCCUGACAACACAGGGCGGGGGUAUGUGUUAAGACGGAUUCUCCGCAGAGCUGUUCGAUACUCCCAUGAGAAGCUCAAUGCCAGCAGGGGAUUCUUUGCUACAUUAGUAGAUGUCGUCGUCCAGUCCCUGGGAGAUGCAUUUCCUGAGCUGAAGAAGGACCCAGACAUGGUGAAGGACAUCAUUAAUGAAGAAGAAGUGCAGUUUCUCAAGACUCUUAGCAGAGGGCGUCGCAUCUUAGACAGGAAAAUUCAGAGCCUGGGAGACGGGAAGACCAUUCCGGGAGACACUGCAUGGCUCUUGUAUGACACCUAUGGGUUUCCAGUGGAUCUCACCGGGCUGAUUGCUGAAGAGAAGGGCCUGGUGGUAGAUAUGGAUGGUUUUGAAGAGGAGAGGAAACUGGCCCAGCUGAAAUCCCAAGGCAAGGGAGCUGGUGGGGAAGACCUCAUUAUGCUGGACAUUUAUGCUAUUGAAGAGCUCCGGGCAAAAGGUCUGGAAGUCACAGACGAUUCCCCGAAGUACAAUUACCAUUUAGACGCCAGUGGUAACUACGUGUUUGAGAACACAGUGGCUACGGUGAUGGCUCUGCGCAGGGAGAAGAUGUUUGUGGAAGAAGUGUCCACGGGCCAGGAGUGUGGAGUAGUGCUGGACAAGACCUGCUUCUAUGCCGAGCAAGGAGGACAGAUCUAUGAUGAAGGAUACCUGGUGAAGGUUGAUGACAGCAGUGAGGAUAAAACUGAGUUUACGGUGAAGAACGCUCAGGUGCGAGGAGGGUACGUGCUACAUAUAGGAACCAUCUAUGGCAACCUGAAGAUGGGAGACCAGGUUCGACUGUUUAUUGAUGAGCCCCGACGGAGACCCGUCAUGAGCAACCACACAGCCACCCACAUUCUGAACUUCGCCCUGCGCUCAGUGCUUGGGGAAGCUGACCAGAAAGGCUCACUGGUUGCUCCUGAUCGCCUUCGGUUUGACUUCACUGCCAAGGGAGCCAUGUCCACCCAACAGAUCAAGAAGGCUGAGGAGAUUGCUAACGAGAUGAUUGAAGCAGCCAAGCCCGUCUACACCCAGGAUUGUCCCCUGGCAGCAGCGAAAGCCAUCCAGGGCCUGCGGGCUGUGUUUGACGAAACCUACCCUGACCCUGUGCGAGUCGUCUCCAUUGGCAUCCCAGUGUCUGAGUUGUUGGAGGACCCCUCUGGUCCUGCUGGCUCCCUCACGUCUGUUGAAUUCUGUGGGGGAACGCACCUGCGGAACUCGAGUCACGCAGGAGCUUUUGUGAUUGUGACUGAAGAAGCCAUUGCCAAAGGUAUCCGGAGGAUUGUUGCUGUCACAGGUGCUGAAGCCCAGAAGGCCCUCAGGAAAGCAGAGAGCUUGAAGAAAUUGCUCUCUGUCAUGGCAACCAAAGUGAAGGCUCAGAGUGUGCCAAACAAGGAUGUGCAGAGGGAGAUCGCGGACCUUGGUGAGGCCCUGGCCACCGCAGUCAUCCCCCAGUGGCAGAAGGACGAAUUGCGGGAGACCCUCAAGUCCCUAAAGAAGAUCAUGGAUGACCUCGACCGGGCAAGCAAAGCCGAUGUGCAGAAGCGAGUGUUGGAGCGGACAAAGCAGCUCAUCGACAACAACCCCAACCAGCCCCUCGUCAUCCUGGAGAUGGAGAGCGGUGCCUCGGCCAAGGCCCUGAAUGAAGCCUUGAAGCUUUUCAAGACACAUUCCCCCCAGACGUCUGCCAUGCUCUUCACAGUCGACAACGAGGCUGGCAAGAUCACAUGCUUGUGUCAAGUCCCCCAGAAUGCGGCCAAUCGGGGACUAAAAGCCAGCGAGUGGGUGCAGCAGGUGUCAGGCCUGAUGGAUGGCAAAGGUGGUGGCAAGGAUGUGUCUGCCCAGGCCACUGGCAAGAACGUGGGCUGCCUGCAGGAGGCGCUGCAGCUGGCCACUUCCUUUGCCCAGCUCCGACUGGGGGAUGUGAAGAACUGAGGGGAGGGGUGGUGGUGCUGGGGAGUCUCUCUCCCCCAACCCAGCACAUCAGGCCAGCCAGGAGCUCUCCAUCCGCCACAAGGACAUUUGAAUUUGGGGACCUUUAAACAGCCCCAUCCGUCCUUCUAGCCCAGUAGUAACUGGAACGUACCUGGGAGCCGUCCUGUGACUCAAUGCCCUACAUUUCUGCCCUACGCGUCAGUACCGUCUGUGUAGAACCAUGACCCCAGGAUUGCACCUUCUCAUCGUCACACUCGCAUCUGUAGACACAACCCUCGAGACCCAGGCUUUGUGUUCUGCACGUAGGAGACAUUUUUGCUGCAGAGAAUAAAAGGACCAUGUGCAAUACUUGA